AUGGCCCAACCAAGCUCGAAUGACAGCUGUAGCUCCUCCUUUUCCUCAUUCACGACACCUUCUUCGAACACUCUCUCGCUCAAUGUCGGUGGUGUGCUAUUCAGCACGACCACUUCCACACUUUCAACCAUUCACUCCGAGAAGGAUGAAAAUCAUCUUCUCGCUCAAUUAGUUUCUACUAUUCAUUUGAAUCAACCACAAGAAUCCACUCCUCAUACCAUUCAAGUACAUCCAAUUUUCAUUGAUCGAGAUCCGACUCAUUUCCGAUAUAUUUUAAAUUACUUGAGAAAUGGAAUUAAUGUUGUAUUGCCAUCACAUGACUCACACAUGAUGGAAGAAUUAUUUGUGGAAGCAAAAUAUUAUCGAUUGAAUAGUUUGGCGGACUUGUUGAGUUCUCUCAUGUCACAACAUCGAACUUGUACGGAUGAAUAUUUAACCAUUGAUGUCAAUAAUACGUAUGGAGAAUAUUUAUGUAUUGGACCGGAGAUAGCUUAUCAAUUUAUGAAAGGGAAAGGAUUAGUGAAAGUUCCAAAUGGAUUGGAAAUGAAGAGAAAUGUUAAAUUUUGUGGAAAAUGGGAGAUUGAAUGGACUCAUAUCAAAGAGUUGUUGGAAAUGCUUUCACAAAUUGGAUUUGAACUAGUCUCUACGAUUCUGGAGUCAAGAAAGAGUGGAAAGUUUGAAAACAAGCUGGUAUUUAAAAGAAAAACAUCACAUCAAAAUGGAAAUUAG
This is a messenger RNA of Naegleria fowleri, 729 nucleotides long. RefSeq lists its product as uncharacterized. Gene Ontology annotation, molecular function: protein binding. Lineage: Eukaryota; Heterolobosea; Eutetramitea; Acrasida; Naegleriidae. The record is from RefSeq and is a predicted model, not a curated record. Gene Ontology annotation, biological process: protein homooligomerization. The transcript has a single exon. The coding region runs from base 1 to 729 and encodes 242 amino acids.